UGCCGGGGUCAACGGUCCCUUCUGGCCCAAGAGUCCGGCCGAGAGCGGUGGCGGCCUCCGCGGAAGGACUUCGUGGGAGGAGAAUGGCUUCAAUAAGAAAAACCAGCCGUACCGUGCGUGAUAUCUUUGGCGACUUCAGUGAUAUUUCCUUAGAAGAUUCAAAGAUGGAAGAAAUCCAGAACUUGGAAAUCAGUAGAAGUCUUACCAAAAUAGCACCCGGUCCGAGCAGAUUUCUAAAAAGAAACCAGACUAUGGAUGGAAAACACUUAUUCCCAAAAGAGAAUGCUUUCCUGGGGAGUGGGCCCUGGCUCUCUUCAGGUAGAGCUUCGACCACUGCCUCGAAGGUCAGGGCCAACGCUGCGCUCACAAGGCUGGCCCAGAUAGAAACCAAGAUCAGGAACCGGAAGGUGCAGUUGGAUUUGUCUGACGUGGAAUCUGACCUGAAGACCUCUGAGGACUGGCUUCCUAGCAGAGCAGAUGAAUAUCCCCCCAGAAGGACGGUUGACCUUUCUUCACAGAACACAGACAAAACCUCCCAGAAACAGGCCCUUGAAAUUCCUGUCCCUGAGAGUGACAUGCCGAGUGGGAAGGUCAGUAGGUUUCUAAAGAAGAGAGAAGCACCUGUGGAAAAGAUAUCCCCUGAAGCACAUGUUGGGAAAGAGAGGGAUUUUCAAACACCCAAAGAGAAAAAACCUCCUAGAAGACUGGAUUCUCCAGACAGUGAUGAAGAGGAAAUGAAAGAGUUGCUGGGAAGCUUGAUGGAAUCUUCUAGCGAAAAAGAAGCAUCCACAAAUCAGGGUUUCACCAGCACCAAAGUCAGUGAGAAAGAACAAACAAAACUAGUCUCGGACCAGAUCCCAAAUCAACUGAGAGUCCUUUCGCUGCCCAGGAAGGAUCUUUCCAGCUCAAAGCCAUUUCCGACAUCACGUCUGCCAACCUCACGGUCAGCAGGUGGGACCCUUCACAGUGCUGGCUCGAGAACUCGCUCCCCACAGAUUCCCAUUUCAGAGGACACAGCCUCCCACACGGCAUCACUUUCCAUCCCCAGCGCCUUUCCGAAGUCCGUACCCUCGACAGUGGGGGAUGGCAAGCUCUUGUCCUCCUCGAGAAGGAGUGAGGCUGGGCCUCAGGAUGAGUCUCCCUCAGAAGCCGCCGAUGAAAGUCUAAAAGAUUUGAGAAUAAACAUUUUAUCCCUUGAUGAUCUGGCUCCAGCUGUCAGUGAGAAAUCAGACUUGGAACAGAAAAAAGAAGGUCAAGGGGAAAAGGCAUCCAGCAAAAGCCCCUGGGCUGGGCCCCCCCACUCUGGAAGCGAGAUUUCUGAGUGCCUGAGCCAGCGGUCCGUCUCGUCCCCUGGACCCAAUGGCACUUCUAGCCUGGGGUCAAAGUCUCAGGAACAUACGGCCAGCACAGUGAGCUCGGCUUAUUCGGAUGAUUUUGAAAAAUCCCCCAGUCCAACAGCAUCUGAGUCGAUGCCCCAUUCUGAGGAGUCUCCUGACAGGACGCUGGCAACUCGGUCUGAAUUUUCUGCAAGCCUGAAGACAGACCUUCCUCCACCAACUCCCAAGUCUCAGAAAAAGUUGGCCAAGGGUGUUACAAGAGUCAUGGUGAAGGAGAUGGCUGUGCAGACCCUCGAUCCCGCCUUCACCUACCAGUGGGCUAAGGCGGCCGGCGUAGCGGCCAUCGGACCAGCCCUGGGAGGUGCCUACGUGGACCCCUCGCCCAUCGCCAGCCACGUCAUCAGUGCGGACGCCAUAGAAGCCCUGACAGCGUAUAGCCCGGCCGAGUUCGCGCUCAACGAUGUGCUGAAGCAGCAACUGAGCCUGACACAGCAGUUCAUCGAGGCCAGCCGGCACCUGCAUGCAUCCCUCCUGCACUCCCUGGAUCAGGACUCAUUCCAUUACCACACCCUGGAGGAAACCAAAGAGUUCAUCAGGCAACACAGGCCCACCCCGCUGACCAUGGAGGAGGCCCUGGAGGAGGUGACGAAGGAGCUGUGAACGCCGGGAGGUGAGACAGACUCAUGGGUCUAAGGAGCUGGUCCCGUAAACCAGCUGUGACGCUCACACCUUAGUUCCCAGGGGACGUUCAGUGGUGGGGGCAGGUGGCACCCAGGACUCACCUGAGAAUCCCGGCUGCAGCCUUUUCUAGCGGAGUAGUUGAGCCCUCCCAGCCCCCAUUUCCUCAGUGUGCAUGGCACCUGAGAGGACGUACCACACAGGCCAGUGGAAAUGGAACCCCAGGUGGAGCUGUCACCACUCGUGGCAGGACAGAGGAUGCCAGCCUGUCUGGAGCCACAUGGAGCCACGAGGAAACAGGACCAGGCGUCCACGCCGGGGACUCCCAGGAGACACCAGGGCAGAGCUUCUGACCCGACUCCACAAUUCAGACAAAGUCUGCACUCAGGACGCACCUCCUCCCUCCUCAGCCUGGGCACGCUUCUGACUUAAACGCAGAGAAAAACGUCUUUUAAAAAAAAGUCUUUAUUUGAAGCAAAACAGUAAAAUCCACAAGAAAUUGUUAACAACACGUUUAUAUUUUAUCCUGAAUCAGACACGUUUGAACAAUUCACAGCUACAGGAAAUCUAGAACAAAAUCAAAUAUUUUAACACAUCAGGUGGAAAAGUUGGAGAAAAUUUUGCAUCUUAUUGAAAAGAAUUUUUCAAAAAUGUUUCUGUACAAAUAAAUGGCACCGCACCAAGCUGCCCGCGGAUGCUGAGUGCAGCCAAUCCCAGGCGGUCGCUCAGCAGCUCCCGGCAGAGGCGGCUCCCUCCAGCCUCACCUCCCUUUGGGGGCGGCUUGGGGCAGGCAAAGGAAGUGACAGAGCAGGAAGCAGGGCCGGUGGUCGCUCUCCACACUCUGGAUGUGAAUGGGCCGUUGCACGUGAGUGCUGGUGUGCGGGUUCCUCUCCGUGAAAAACACAAGUAGAGACACUAAGGGUACAGAUUCUCCAAGGGCGUCAUCAUUCCGUGACCUGGAGAUGCCUCAGAUAAGUUUCCUCAGAACCUUUUGUUUCUGCAGGGAACAGCAAAUGGCUAACGUUCAAACAAAAACAAAAACAAAAAACAAACAAAAAACCCACCUCAACUUAAACAGCUUAAAUAACUAAGGGCUAGUAUGUCUCAGAGGAAUCAGGUUUCAAAUUAUCUCACUGGGUAUCAACCUAGAUCAGUAUUUUUUUCUAAAACUAAACCAUUUGGAGUAAAAAUGAAAACCCUGUUUAACUUUGCAAAUCAAAAAGGUUUUGUUUUUCCAUUUUUAGAGUGAGCAGUACCAGCGCCUGGCCUGAGCCUUCUCACAACACAACUGAUGGGAGAGUGGGAGGGCCGGCCCCUUGGGCUGGGCUGGCGUGUGCCCUCAGGGCCCCUCCUCCGUGCACUCCCACAGGUUUUAGAGGCUCAGGCUGAGGGGAGAUGUGAGACAGCCGUUCCUUCAGAUGACAAGAAUUCUUAUCCAGGGGUCUUGUGUUUCUCGCUUCACUGUCCAGGGAAAUAAGCUCAUUGUCGAGUUGGCUGGGCAUCUCCUCGUGACUCUUGCUGCUACGUUAGAGCUGGUUUGCAGGUGGGGCCUGGGCCUUCCGUGCCAUCAAGCGUGGCACUCGUCACAAGGCCUGCCGAAGUCUUCCUUCUCUUCUGUCGCUCCCCACAGAUGGAGACAGUGAGAGAACCGAGCUGUCCCUACCAUCUUCCACUGCCAGUAAGCCAAGAAGGGUCCAACAGUCCUCGCUGCCGGUGGCCGGCCACUGGCAUGGCUCCCUGCCCGCGCCGCGCCUACUUGCACUCGUCCCUGGCCUUCAUGCGGGCGAUGAAGGAAUAGCUCUUGUUCCUGCGGUAGUUCUCGUAGGGGUCGUCCAGGGCCACGCCCACACCCUUGUACUGGUCCCACUUAUCCCGGACGUCCCCCCCCUUGAUGGGGUCCUGGAUUCCUUGCUCUUUCACGCCGAGGCCGCCAGAUCCACUCCAGCCUGAAGAAGGGAGGGAUGAAUGGUUACGACCCACAGAGGAAGCUUAAAUUGUGGUGCAUUUACCCUGACAUGAAGUUAAAUGGAAAUGUUUGGAGAGUCAAACGAUAUGCAGACGUGCAGUUUAUAAACGGGAAACUAAGGUAGUAAGAAAGGACGCUCAGUAAAAACCCUGCAGGCUCAGAAGUUCUGGUCAUGAGUUGGAGCUUCCUCUGACUUCAUCAUCCCCCAACCCCGAAUGCCCAGAGCGGAUUGUUCCGCCUUCCCAGGAACCUUACCCAUUUUCACCAGCAUCUGAUGUCCUUUGUUCUCUUCCCCGAGCCUGGAGUCAGGUAUAGGAGGUGCUGAAUUAGAACCCAGACCAGCCGAGGAACUAAAAUUAAGACAGGUUACGUCUUUUAAAAAAGAGCGGAUACAUUUAUUGGAAUGAAAACUUAGAAUAUUACAGCGUGUAGCUUAUAUGAAGGGUCACCAGCGUGAGAUGGACACACACACACACAUUUCGUGUCUCUAGCCGCCUUCUUUAUCCUCUUCGCCGGCAGAUAAGGGGGUUCCCUAGGACGGCGGCCCCUGCCUCACACUCAGUGGCACAGCCAGGCCACACUGGACCCGAAAAACGGUUAGAAAAUACAGAGCGCAGCCACUGCCUCAGGCUUUACAACGUGACUGCAGAGGUAACAGCGAGGUGUGAGACGAGGUGCCACCGUCACUGUGCUAGUGCUCGGGGGCCCCAAGGUGCCGCCUUGGCGCGGGCCACCGCCAGCGCGUCUUCUAACAACACGUUUCAACAUUCACAGCAAAGCAUCAGAGGGUUCCAGCGCUACCAGAGGUCAUUCUGACAGUUAACACAGAAAUCUUACGGCGGGGUGGGGCUCCUGGACCGCGACCGACGUCUCCUUCCCGGGGAAUAGGACUUGGACCGAGAGCGAGAGCGGGUCCGGGAGCGGCUUUGUGAGGAGCGGGAUCGGCUGCGGCUCCUGCGGGGGCCAAGGGAAAGGGGGCGGGUCAGUGCAGCUGCUGAGGAGCCUCAGGCCUUGCAUCCCGAGAGGCGGGGCCCUGCCUACCUGGAUCUGGAGCGGGAGUAGGAGCGGGAGCAGGAACGAGACCUUGACCUUGAGUAGGAGCCGGAAGACUUGGAGGACCUCGAGUUGGAGCGGGAGGAAGAGCGCCCUCGGCUUUUGGAUCUGCUCCGAGACCUCGAGGGUCCGCUGCGGGGACAGCUCUGGUGAGCCGGAGCCCCUCCAUGGGCUGCGCCCAGCCCCCGCCAACCCCCAACUCUAAAAGACCCCCGAUGUGCCCACUCCAGGUGCAGACAUGCCCUUUCACAUCAGGGCUGAAUACAGACUAUGGCAAGCUUCU
Messenger RNA from Mesoplodon densirostris (Blainville's beaked whale), 5317 nucleotides. It is a transcript of the gene C3H19orf44, whose product is annotated as chromosome 3 C19orf44 homolog. Lineage: Eukaryota; Metazoa; Chordata; Mammalia; Artiodactyla; Ziphiidae. The transcript has 8 exons. The coding region runs from base 84 to 1997 and encodes 637 amino acids. The record is from RefSeq and is a predicted model, not a curated record.